Alosa sapidissima (American shad) is the source of this 1661-nucleotide messenger RNA. RefSeq lists its product as uncharacterized. NCBI's taxonomy places the organism in Eukaryota, Metazoa, Chordata, Actinopteri, Clupeiformes, Clupeidae. Gene Ontology annotation, biological process: mitochondrial fusion. The record is from RefSeq and is a predicted model, not a curated record. The coding region runs from base 115 to 1503 and encodes 462 amino acids. The transcript has 13 exons.
CAAUCAACUCGACCAGCCUUUCAGCCAUUGAUCCUUAAAAUUAUGUGUGUAAUCAUCUCACAACCUUAGUCUCAACAAAGGUUUUAUUAUUGUCUUGUAGGCCUCGUUAUCUUCAUGAGGGCAGGAUCCCAGAUGGGUCUUCUGGAUGUUGACCAUGGACACGUGCUGCCAUUCAGGGCUCAGGAAGUCCAGAACACGCGCCAGACAGUGGGGUUUGAGCACUCUGAGUGGUUCUCCAGUGGUCCGAGGUGGGUGCAGGUGAAACUCUCCUGCAUGGAGAGGCUGGACGACUCUACGAAGAAGCAGUGGUGGCACCUGACCAACACCUUAUAUGUGGAGACCCCAGAGCGGUACUGUGGUGGGAUCAUCCAUGUGACAUCCCGCAUUGAGACGGAGGCCAGCUUUAAUCUGGAGAUGGAUGGAGUCCAGAUGGUUGAGAUUUCUAAGACCUUCCAGGAAAUGACCAUCUCUGCAGAUGGAAGGGUGUCGACCACGGAACGGACUCAAUCCUUCGUGGUCCCUGCUCCUACCUUCCCUGUUCCUCCUGGCUCUAGUCCUGACACUCCUGGACCUGAUGCUGCCUCUGGUUGUGAUGCUCCUGGCUCUGACACUGCUGCCUCAGGUUGUGAUGCUCCUGGCUCUGACACUGCUGCCGGUCGUGGCGCUGCCUCUGAUCCAAAUGCUUCCUCUGGUCCUGAUGCUUCCUCUGGUCCUGACGCUGCUACUAUUUCUGAUGCUGCCCGUGGUCCUGGCACUCCUAGUUCUGGCUCUGUCCGUGGUCAUGGUUGUGGCGUUGUCCAUGGUCAUGGUGCUGCUGCUGAUCUUGGUGCUGUCGGUGCUCCUGACCUCGCAGGUCCUGGCACUGUCCAUGGUACUGACGCCGCUUGUCCUAAUGCCGCAGGUCCUGACGCCACUGGUGGUGCUGCUGACUCCUCUGCUGGCUCUCUGAGCUCUGCUCAGGGGUCAGGAGACAGCAACCUGCUGCUUGAGGCCUUGCAGGUUCCCUCCCUCUACCAGCUCUUCCUGUCCACGGGUCUGGAGGACUUCUCUCUGAGGCUUAAUGGCCUGAGACAAGCGUUUGCUGUCUUGCUCACAGAGGAGCAGUACUCCAACUUCAUCACCAUGGCAGGGAAGAUGAUCUUGCGCACCGUGGCUGCUCUCAACGGACAGGAUGCUGGUGCAUUUCAGCAGGCCUUUGACCAGCUGGUGGCCUUUGCCCAGACUCCUGGUCGUGCUCAGACCAUCGAGACUGAGCUGCUGGAGGUUCAGAUCCACAGUGUCAAACUGCUGGACGUCAUCUUUGAGAUGGUGUUUUUCGGGCAGCUUGAGGGGGCUCGUGCCAGGCUGGCCCCUCGGGUUCAGGGUGGGUUCCUGGAUCGUCUGGUGACAGUGAUCCAUGCCUUCCUGCCCUCCGAGGCGUGGCCACCUCAGGCAGUACAAUGCUGGGAGCUGCUGCAGGCUGAUGUGCUGGGUUUCGGUGUGCCGGUUAGUGCCAUCCAGUAGGACCAUUUACACACGAGGACCAUUUACACACGGGAACACAGCUGCCAACCUUUGUGGACCAGAUGGAUAGGAAAAAGAGUUUUUUGUUUGGUUUUAAACCAGUAAAAAAAAUAUUUUAGCUCAACAACCUGUGAAGUUUCCAUCUAUUCUUUGACACA